Aspergillus ibericus CBS 121593 is the source of this 2039-nucleotide messenger RNA. Its product is annotated as ribosome-associated complex protein SSZ1. Bases 33 to 1736 code for a protein of 567 amino acids. Gene Ontology annotation, cellular component: nucleus; cytosol. The record is from RefSeq and is a predicted model, not a curated record. Gene Ontology annotation, molecular function: ATP-dependent protein folding chaperone; ATP binding. Lineage: Eukaryota; Fungi; Ascomycota; Eurotiomycetes; Eurotiales; Aspergillaceae. The transcript is spliced from 5 exons. Gene Ontology annotation, biological process: protein folding.
CCCCUGCUUCCCUUGCACACCCCACAGUCAAGAUGAGCUCCGAAACCAACGGCACCGCCGAGAGAUUCGCCAUCGGUAUCUCCUUUGGCAACUCCUCCAGCUCUAUUGCCCGCCUGAACGCCGAAGGCAAGGCUGAAGUUAUUGCCAACGAGGAGGGAGACCGUCAAAUUCCAUCCGUCCUCUCUUACAUUGAUGGCGAGGAGUACCACGGUACCCAGGCCAAGGCCCAGCUUAUCCGCAACUCCAAGAACACCGUUGCCUACUUCAGAGAUUACCUUGGCAAGGACUUCAAGUCGAUAGACCCCACUCCCUGCCACAACUCUGCCCACCCUCAACAGAGCGACUCCACCGUUGCUUUCUCCAUCAACGACACCACCGCUGAGACCCCCAACACUGUCACCGUCUCCGAGAUCACCACCCGUCAUCUCCGCCGCCUGAAGCAGUCCGCCUCCGAUUUCCUUGGAAAGCAGGUCACCGCCGCUGUUAUCACUGUCCCCACCGACUUCAAGGAUGCUCAGCGUGAGGCUUUGAUUGCCUCUGCCAACGCUGCUGGCCUGGAGGUCCUCCAGCUCAUCCACGAGCCCGUUGCUGCCGUCCUCGCCUACGAUGCUCGUCCCGAGGCUGUUGUGACCGACAAGCUGGUUGUUGUUGCUGACCUCGGUGGCACCCGUUCCGAUGCCGCUGUCGUUGCUUGCCGCGGUGGCAUGUACACCAUUCUCGCCACUGCCCAUGACUACGAGCUGGGAGGUGCUACCUUGGACAAGAUCGUCAUUGACCACUUCGCCAAGGAGUUCAUGAAGAAGCACAAGACCGACCCCCGGGAGAACGCCCGCGGCUUGGCCAAGUUGAAGCUGGAGGGUGAGGCUACCAGGAAGGCUCUGAGUCUCGGUACCAACGCCACUCUCAGCAUUGAGAGUCUCGCUGACGGCAUCGACUACGGUUCCACUGUCAACCGUACCCGUUACGAGCUGCUGUCUGGCAAGGUGUUCGCUCAGUUCACCGGCUUGAUUGACCAGGUCGUCAAGAAGGCUGGUCUGGAUGUCUUGGACAUUGAUGAGGUCAUCUUCGCUGGUGGUACUUCUCACACUCCCAAGAUUGCCCAGCUGGCCCGCAACAUCUUCCCCGAGACUACCAAGAUUCUCGCCCCCUCCACCUUCGUCGGUGCCAUCAACCCCUCCGAGCUUGCCCCCAGAGGUGCCGCUAUCCAGGCUUCUCUGAUCCAGGAAUUUGAGAAGGAGGACAUUGAGCAGUCCAUCCACCCCAUGGUCACUGCCACCCCCCACCUCCAGAACGCCAUUGGUGUCGAGUUCACCUCCGGAGAGACCGUUGACUUCAAGUCUCUCCUGAACGCCGAGACUGCUCUCCCCGCUCGCCGUCUUGCUCAGUUCCCUGCCCCCAAGGAGGGUGGUGAUGUCUUCAUCCGUGUUUGCGAGGGUGUCCGCGAGAUCAAGGUUACCAAGCCCGAGCCCAAGCCUAAGGAGGAGAAGCCCGCCAAGGAUGACGAUGAGGAUGACUCCGACUUCGACUCCGACGAGGACGAGGAAGAGGAGGAGACCCGUGAGAUUGUCUGGAAGACCGAGAAGCCCAUUGCUGAGCUGGCCGUCAAGGGCGUCAAGGCCGGCAGCAAGGUCGAGCUGAUGAUUCACGUCAACGCUGACCUGGGUCUGCAGAUCACGGCCAAGGAAGUUGGCGGCCAGAGCGCCGUCCGCGGUGCCGUUGAGGCUCCCAAGGCCUAGAUCUCUUCUUAACCUAUAAUUUCCUUGCUCAUAUAUCUCUGAUCAUCCCAAGACUUAUAACGAUGCUUUUUCUUCUAUGAAUCGAUCUAGAAUUAUAUAACCUGAUCUGUUGAACUGUUCUGUUUUUCCUGUGGCUGGAUUGGGGCUCACCCUCUGUUUAUGCGUCCUUGGACCGGGCAGGACAAAGAGCAUGCGUUCGGCAUUCUGUCUUGCCAUGACUUAUUGAUGAUGAAUGUAUCAAUGAAGGCUUCUGAAAAGUACAUAGAGCUGUUUUGAAGCAUAAUAGAAAACGAUGGGUUUUCU